This is a messenger RNA of Balaenoptera acutorostrata (minke whale), 1261 nucleotides long. RefSeq lists its product as uncharacterized. NCBI's taxonomy places the organism in Eukaryota, Metazoa, Chordata, Mammalia, Artiodactyla, Balaenopteridae. Gene Ontology annotation, cellular component: external side of plasma membrane. Gene Ontology annotation, biological process: antigen processing and presentation of endogenous peptide antigen via MHC class I via ER pathway, TAP-independent; positive regulation of T cell mediated cytotoxicity; immune response. The record is from RefSeq and is a predicted model, not a curated record.
AGUGCGCGGCGAGUGGACCCCACGGCGGGUCCCCCAAGGGUUCAGUCCUAUCCCGCCAUCCCCAAGCCACCACCCCUGAGACCGCUGUGUUUAGCCAACCGCGCGGGGGAUGGCCGGAGCGAAGAGGGUGGGGUGAGGGGAGAGAUGCGGAGGACGAGGGGAACUGCCAGGCGGGAGAGGUUGGGGGCUGCUGGUUGAUAAGAAAGGAAUGAAAUUCCUACACCCUUGCUCUGAGCUUGCUCCUCCAGUGGCCUUGGAGGAGUUUGCAACGUGCAAAGAACAGAAGCUAGUGAUAACGUCCCAGCUUUUCUCGAGUCUGGGCUCCAACAGGACGGUUGGACUCUAUUGCGCACCCGCCUUCGGUGAUAGACCAGGGCUUCCUCAGUCUUGGACUGAAGACUUUGGGUGGUGCUCAGAGAUGGAGGUACAGAUACACGCCAGGCUACCUUUUGCGGGUUACUCUCCUAAAACUGCCGGGAGGAAUGCCUCUGGCUCACACUACAGGUCUUCUUUUGCUGAUACUGCUGCUGAUAGAACCCAGGUCAAGCUGUGUUGUCAGCGCGAAGCAGAGCGAUGCACUGGUGCAUCCUUGGACUUCAGCAUCAACAGACACACAGCCCUCCUUGACGCGAUGAACGUGAACUGGACAGUCAUCAAUCCUGCCACAGUGGUCAAGGAGGAGUGGGAGAACCAGGAAGUGGCAGAGUGUUUUAGGAAGAUCUCAACAGGAGACUGCAGUCACUGGUUUAGACAAUUCCUAGUACACUGGGAGAGCAUGCUGGAACCAGAACCCACGGAACCACCAUUAAAUGCCCCAGAUAAUGACCAGUCUGAAUCCAUCCAAUUAAUUGAAUGGAUCAUCCCAUUGAUUUUCACCUGCUUCGUCCUAAUUGGCUUCGUCAUCAUGAAACUUACGAAGAAAUCAGGGACCACAGCAGCCAUUCCAUCAUCUGAUGUUUCUUCCCUGGACCAGGAGAAGGUGGAAAUGUUAGACCAACCCUUGGUGGAAAAAACUGACCCUUGAUGACAGUCUGGCUGCUGAUCUAGUAUAUUAUCUUCUACUCAGAGGUGGGUUUACCAAGAAGGUAAAGAACCCCUUGCUUUCCACGGCUGUUGAUGAGCUCUUACUGCAGCAGUUAAGUGGAAAGGAAACGUGUCCAACCACCUUCCUGUACCUUUGGGAGGAGCCUCUCCACUGUGUCUCAUAGGCCUUCCCAUCAAAGGGAGGAUCAGCACCUGAAAUAAAAGAGAGCUCUGUGUG